AUGGCCGUCAGCGCCUCGGCGCUCCUGCUGCCGGCUGUACAGGCUGCCCUGUACGACCAGGUGAUCCAGACCGUCAACGGACCGGUCCAGGGUUACCCAGCCUUCAACAGCAGCCCAGCCAACAUGACGCUGACCCACUGGCAGGACGUGACGGUGUGGAAGGGCAUCCCCUUUGGCGCGGACACGGCGUACGAGAACCGCUUCAAGCCGCCUCAGCCCGUGACACCCUGGAACACAACGCUGGACGCAAAGGACUUUGGCGACUCGUGCCUGUCCUCGGGCACCUCGUAUGCCAACAUCAGCGAGAACUGCCUCAACCUCAACGUCUGGAGUGCCGCCAACUCGACCGACGACAAGCUGCCCGUGGUCAUGUGGAGCUAUCCCGCCGGCGGCUCCAAUGCCGACCCCCGUUUCGACGGAGGCGGUAUGGCCGACGCAGGUGUCGUCUUUGUCAACUACAACUACCGUGACGGCGUGACGGGCUGGAUCGUCACCCCUGAGCUCUCCGAGGAGCGAUAUGCCGCCGUCGGCGUCAACUCCUCAGGCAACUGGGCCACGCUGGACCAGUUCGGCGCCCUGCAGUGGAUCCGCGACAACAUCGCCGCCUUUGGAGGCGACCCAGACCACAUUACCGUCAUGGGCCAGUCUGCCGGUUCGGCGGCGACCUACCACAUCCUCAACAGCAGGCUGACUGAGGGCCAGAUCGUGGGCGCCAUCAUCCAGUCCGGCGUCCGUGACCCUCAUGACCCCUCGGCCAGCUCCCUCGCAGAGGGCUACCAGACCCUCGAGGUGACCCAGGAGUACUCGCUCAACUGGAUGGCCUCCGUCAACUGCUCCGACAUCGCCUGCCUCCGCGCCCUCCCAGCCGAGGACCUCGAUGUCGCCGCCCAGCCCGGCACCACAGCCGUCACCUUCAAGGCCACGCUGGACUACUACGCAAUCCCCGACACCUACCUCAACACCCUCAAGUACGGCAUCGCCAACAACGUGCCCGUCCUGACGGGCAACACCAGGGACGAGAGCGGCGCCACCUACGGCCUGGACAUCACCCUCGACGAGUACCUGGCCGACCUCAACGAGACCUACACGGGCGACUUUAUCGACAGGUUCUUCGCCCUCUACUCGGCCAACGACUCGGCCACCGCCUCUGCUGCCGAGAACGCCCAGUACACGGACCGCUCCAAGGUCGGCACCAACUUCUGGGCCUCGCUGUUCGAGUCCAACGAGACCAAGGAGGUCUACACCUACCUCUGGGACCACAUCCCCCCCGGCAACUCGGCCGGCGCCUCGCACAUGAGCGAGAUCCAGUACACCCAGAACAACCUCUACUACAAGCAGUGGGACUGGGAGGCCGCCGACUACGAGAUUGCCGACAUCAUGAACGCCUACUGGGUCAACUUCAUCAAGACGGGCAACCCGAAUGGUGACGGCCUGGCCCAGUGGGAUCCCGUCGUUGGCUCCUCCAACGUCACCCAGGAGCUGGGUGAUGGCUUUGGCCCCAUCCCUAUUGCGAGUGAUGAGCAGAUUGCUCUGUUCUCGGAUUGGUUUGCCUCGCUGACUGCUCUGUAA
Messenger RNA from Cryphonectria parasitica EP155, 1569 nucleotides. RefSeq names its product alpha/beta-hydrolase. Bases 1 to 1569 code for a protein of 522 amino acids. The transcript has a single exon. The record is from RefSeq and is a predicted model, not a curated record. NCBI's taxonomy places the organism in Eukaryota, Fungi, Ascomycota, Sordariomycetes, Diaporthales, Cryphonectriaceae.